AUGCCGGCCUUCGCCGAGCCAGCCAUUGAUCCGCCUCUGGCGGACAGCUACCGCGCGCUGCUGCGCACCGACCAGCUCCGCCGCGGCGGCAUUGCGCCCGCGCUGUCGCCGGCGGUGCCGGAGAGCGUGGCCGUGCUGGAGCGCGACCUGCCGAUGAUCGACUUGAAGCGCCUGACGAGCGGCGACGCGGGGGAGAGGAAGGCGUGCGCGGACGCCAUGGCGCGCGCGGCGUCGGAGUGGGGCUUCUUCCAGGUGAUCAACCACGGCGUGGGGCGGGAGCUCCUGGAGGAGAUGCGGCGCGAGCAGGCGCGGCUGUUCCGCCUGCCGUUCGACACCAAGGAGAAGGCCGGGCUCCUCAACGGCUCGUACCGGUGGGGCAACCCGACGGCUACGUCGCUCCGGCACCUCUCGUGGUCGGAGGCCUUCCACGUUCCGCUCGCCAGCAUCUCCCGGGAGGACUGCGACUACGGAAAGCUCAGCUCCUUGAGGGCCGUGAUGCAGGAGGUGGCGGACGCGAUGUCGCGCGUGGCGGACACGGUGGCGGCGGCGCUGGCGGAGGACCUCGGGCACGAUGCGUGGGGCGGCGAGCCGGCGUUCCCGGCGGGGUGCGACGGGACGACGUGCUUCCUGCGGCUCAACAGGUACCCGGCAUGCCCGUUCGCGCCGGACACGUUCGGGCUGGUGCCGCACACGGACAGCGACUUCCUCACCAUCCUCUGCCAGGACCAGGUCGGGGGCCUGCAGCUCAUGAAGGACUCCCGCUGGGUCGCCGUGAAACCCCGCCCCGACGCGCUCAUCGUCAACAUCGGCGAUCUGUUUCAGGCGUGGAGCAACAACAGGUACAAGAGCGUGGAGCACAAAGUGGUGGCCAACGCCAAGGCGGAGCGCCUCUCCGUCGCCUACUUCCUGUGCCCGUCGUACGACUCGCUGGUCGGCACAUGCGGCGAGCCGUCGCCGUACAGGCCGUUUACCUUCGGGGAGUACCGGAGGAAGGUGCAGGACGAUGUCAAGAGAACCGGCAAAAAAAUUGGGCUCCCCAACUUUCUCAAACAGUCUCCCGUUGACGCCAUGAAUCACAGCCUCUGUACUUAA
This is a messenger RNA of Triticum turgidum subsp. durum (durum wheat), 1092 nucleotides long. The record is from the annotation of a GenBank genome assembly. NCBI's taxonomy places the organism in Eukaryota, Viridiplantae, Streptophyta, Magnoliopsida, Poales, Poaceae.